Messenger RNA from Suillus subaureus, 2708 nucleotides. RefSeq lists its product as uncharacterized. The record is from RefSeq and is a predicted model, not a curated record. The transcript has 11 exons. Bases 1 to 2217 code for a protein of 738 amino acids. NCBI's taxonomy places the organism in Eukaryota, Fungi, Basidiomycota, Agaricomycetes, Boletales, Suillaceae. Gene Ontology annotation, molecular function: protein binding.
AUGUGUUGCGAUUGCGGCGACUAUGACUCGGACUCCGACUUAACGGACCUGGGCACGGACUCACUGGAAGAUAGUAGUAGUAGUAGCCAAUGUAGCGGGGAUAGCAGCCCGAGCGAGGCGCUCAGUGAAGACGGUGCAGGACGGACAAAGGACCCGAUACGGGAACAACAUCAACAGCAAAAGGGUUCUGACAGAAGAAAGAAAACUCCUGGUCUCAUUGUCACUGUGCCAACCGAUAUUCUUCUCGAGAUCUUUGGUUUCUUGGAACCAAUAGACCUUUUACAUCUGUUUGGCACCAACAAGGCUUUCCGUAUGGUUCUAUCAUCUAAUAAUGCAGUCUCAGUCUGGAAAGCUGCUCGUGUCAACCGUGGCGGUGUUCCCGACUGCCUACCUGGCAUGUCUGAGGUGGAAUGGGCUGACCUAUUAUUUGGUGGCUUUCACUGUCAAGAAUGUGGCAGGAAGGGAAUUUGGGAGAUAGACUUCGGCAUCAGGCGCAGAGUAUGUCCCCGAUGCCUCAAUGAGAACCUAGUCUGUGACAGCGCCUUUCCAUUCGAAUUUCCUGAAUGCGAUCCGAUCAUCAUGGAUUUGAUACCAUUCAGUGAUAUUGGCAGAGAUGAUCAUGAUCAUAUCACUGAUUGCAAGUUUUUGUGGUCAGAUGACGUACUGAAAAUGGCAAAAGAGCUGGAGGCGUACCUCAAACCAGGUGCUGAGCAAGCAUUAGAAGGCUUCAAGCAAUCACGCAAGAAAUAUGUUGAUUCCGAUAUCGACGUAAGAUUCCUACAGGUGGUUUUACUAAAUCUAAUGGCUUCGAAGCAUAUAGCAGUUUGUAACGCUUGGGCCGGCAAGGACUAUGAUCGUCAAUUAUCGCGUGCCCGUGAGCUUCGUAACCAAAAUACAGAACUGUUCCAAGCUAGACUGGUCGACCUCGGCCACAAUGCUAAAGAUGUGGAGCGCAUGUUCGAGUGUCAUCACUAUGGCGUACUAGAUGAGGAGCUUACCGAUGCACGCUGGAAGCGUUUGAUCCCAAAAGUCGAGCGUAAGCUUGCCGAAUUGGAGGAAGAAUGGCGCCUCGAGAACCAAAGAAAAGUAUCGUCUGUCCGGGAGUCUCGCCUGUUGGCUAUGUACCAGAAAUACGUGCGGCCCUUGCCACAGGCUAUCAUACCUCCUCCCCAAGAUUUCUUGAAGCUAUGCGAUGUUGCGGAAUUUAUCAAAAGCCCACCCACUGGCGACACAGAAAGCGAUAUUCAACCUUGUUAUGCUUUCGCGGAAAGAUUUCCCGAGUUUUGUGCUGAAUAUUUGCAUAAAAGGAAGCUCGAGCUGACACGACUACUUGCCCUCUCCACCAAUAUACUGCAAGAUACCACAACGCUACAAAGCCAAAGAAUCGACACCCCUGAUGACAUGCUAAUGCGUCUGGCGACCUCCGUUUUCCAAUGCACUCACCCGCGCUCUUUCCCGUUGAUUACAUGGGACAAAGUGCAGUAUCACGCUCACCAAAGUCACACAACGUCGACGUCGACAUCUUGCACAUUUUUGAUCUCUCAGCGUGGGGUUGCUGCUGCACGUUCUUUGUUAGGCUUGAUCGGUCUCGAUGCCCAAACUACGACUGCAACUACAAUGGACGACCUCCAUUGUCGCUUUUUCUGCUCCAACUGUCCACCCAAGCCAGAGAAAGGAGGAUCUUACCGGAUAGCGAUGAACUGGCGUCAGGGCGUUCGUCCUAUGUUUGUCUUCCAUUACGUCGACCAACAAGGUCCAUCGCACAAAGAGCCUCGUUGGGAACUCUUGAGUACCGAACAACUUCAAGUCAUCCAAAGUCGGUGUGCGCCCGAAUAUCCCGGAGCCACUCAGCGAGUGUGGCGUUGUAACAAGUGCGAUGUAUACCACGAAAAUCCGACUACAAAGGCUGAUGUGAUUAAUCAUAUAAAAUCGCAUAGAAUCAUCACUCCGACUGAAGGAAUUGACUUCAGCUAUGACCAAGGCGUCAUCGAGAAACCGCCUCCAGCGAUGAAGUUCUUCGUUACCCCUCAGACCAAGAAACCCUCAAAGUCAAGCACAACUCAGAAGUCUAAACCUCCUACCAAGUUGAAAUAUCUCUGUCAACAUUGCAAUGACUUAAACCGGUCCUUCAUAUUGGAAGGUGUCAAGCAGCACCUGAAAGUCAAGCACAAGAUCGAUUCCCCGAGUGAAGGGCCAGACUUUCGCAAGAUCAAAUAAUUCCACCGCACUUUAAUUCUUCGUAGUCUCCUCUUCAUCUUUCGCUCUAUAUAUAUGCAACCUUUUAACACAUAACUCCAGCGGUUACGUACGCCGUUGCAUCCCUCCCCUGAUGUCUAAGUAUAUACCGAGCUCGGUCUUUGAUCCACAGUACUUGAUGCCAAUCCGUAAUCGAUAGGUGGAUAUCUUAAAUCCUUGAAUAUUUGACCACUCAUCAUUUCCGUAUUUCUUAUGAGGGUUGUUAUUGAUCAUACCGUUCUGUGUGGGCCAGUCUCCCCUAGGCAGUUCUGAAUCGAAUGGAGAUAAGUGUUCCUUCUCUACUAUAACCAAAUGUUAUAGUUCCUGCGUGUCCAACGUCGUCAGUUUUUCACCUUUAAUUCAUUCCCCGAGUUCACGGUUUAAACAUCGGCGCAACACCGAGCACUGCAAAAUCCAUGCUUAUUGACAUGUCCACUCAUUUGAAGGAAAAACUAAUGAGGUGCUCCUAGUCA